This is a messenger RNA of Durio zibethinus, 3545 nucleotides long. Its product is annotated as ankyrin repeat-containing protein ITN1-like. Gene Ontology annotation, cellular component: plasma membrane. The record is from RefSeq and is a predicted model, not a curated record. Lineage: Eukaryota; Viridiplantae; Streptophyta; Magnoliopsida; Malvales; Malvaceae. Gene Ontology annotation, molecular function: protein binding.
GUGGUUUAUCUCAAAGUUUCAUUGGAUCGAAACAGAAUAAAUCAUGGAAAAUAUAAAAAUAUGAAGAAAAAAAGGUAUUACUAGCUGGUUUGUCAUUGGUAGUUAUAAGUUUGUUAGUACGUCGGACCAAUGGCAUUUGUCUUGCCUGAAUGGGGGUUAUUGGGUUUAUAAAUUUCCGUAUGUUACCGUACAAUCACAAAGAGACAUGACAGGACUUAGCAAAAAAGGCCAAAAUAACAACAUUAAAAAAAACAAAAAAAAAACGUAAAGGACGCAGGUGAGAUCCCAAACCUCCGGGGGCCAAGCUAGUCGGGCUGGCAGGCCCGGCGGCUUCAUUUCCCAAUCCCCCUUCUUUUCUCCUCUUCUCCAGUCGUUGUUUGUUUUUUUUUCCUUUUUGGGUACAUUUUUCACUCUUCGUUUUGAAUUCUUUGUUUUCUCGUUUGACCAUAAAAUCUCCAAAGAAGAUCAAUGGAAAUCAUGGAGAAGGUGAUUUCGUAGUGUUCUCUUUUGCAUCUCUUGAGUCUUGAUGGGGUCUGGUAAAGAAGAAGAAUGCGAGGUGGAUAUGGAGAAGGGACUUUCUCCACAGCCUUGCCAGUUGUCGGAGACAAUACCACUGCCGUCUCCGAGUCCGCCAAGGCCUGCUCUUGUUCUAUCCAAUUCAGGGAAGGCCCUGGUGGCAUCCAAUUCUGGAAAGGCCCUGGCGGUGUCCAAUUCUGGCAAGUCUCUUGCAGGUUCUAAUUCCGGAAAGCGGUUUGAUAAAAAGAAGUACGUGAAACAAGUCACCGGCCGACAUAAUGACACUGAGCUACACCUGGCUGCACAGCGUGGUGAAGUUGGAGCAAUCAGACAGAUUAUGGCAGAAAUUGAUGCUCAGAUGAUGGGGACACUUAGUGGAGCAGAAUUUGAUGCUGAGGUGACAGAAAUAAGGUUAGCAAUUGUGAAUGAGGUGAAUGAGUUGGGAGAGACAGCGUUGUUCACUGCAGCUGAGAAGGGGCAUUUGGAUGUGGUUAAGGAGCUGUUACAGUAUACGACUAAGGAGGGCAUUGCAUUGAAGAAUCAAUCUGGGUUCGAUCCACUGCAUAUUGCAGCAAGCCAAGGUCAUGAAGCCAUUGUCCAGGUGCUAUUGGACCACGAUCCAGGGUUAAGUAAAACAGUUGGACAAGCAAAUGCAACCCCUCUUGUAUCUGCAGCUGCAAAAGGACAUACAGCUGUAGUUAAUGAAUUGCUGAGCAAAGAUCCUAGCUUGUUAGAGAUAUCAAAAGCAAAUGGAAAAAAUCCGUUACACUUUGCUGCCAGGCAAGGGCAUGUCAAUAUUGUUAAAGCCUUGCUUGACAAGGAUCCACAAUUGGCAAGAAGGACUGAUAAGAAAGGGCAGACAGCAUUGCAUAUGGCAGUCAAAGGGGUUAGCUGUGAGGUGGUGAGAUUGCUUCUUAAGACCGAUGCAGCCAUUGUCAUGCUCCCAGACAAGUUUGGUAAUACAGCAUUACAUGUGGCUACUAGGAAAAAACGAACAGAGAUAUUGAACGAACUUUUACACCUCCCAGACACUAGCGUGAAUGCGCUUACAAGAGACCAUAAAACAGCUCUUGACAUUGCUGAAGGGCUUCCACUCUCUGAGGAAAUUGCUGAAAUAAAGGACUGUUUGUCUCGUUUUGGUGCUGUCAGAGCAAACGAGCUAAACCAGCCACGAGAUGAGCUCAGGAAAACUGUGAAAGAGAUCAAGAAAGAUGUGCAUAGCCAGCUUGAACAAACGCGCAAAACAAACAGAAAUGUUAAUGGCAUUGCCAUGGAGCUGCGUAAACUUCAUAGGGCAGGUAUUAACAAUGCCACCAAUUCAGUCACAGUGGUAGCUGUGCUUUUUGCAACAGGUGCAUUUGCAGCUAUUUUCACAGUUCCUGGGGGUGAUAAUGACAACGGAAUGGCUGUCGUCGUUAGCAGGACAUCAUUUAAGAUCUUCUUCCUUUUUAAUGCGAUUGCACUCUUCACUUCGCUCGCUGUUGUGGUGGUGCAAAUCACAGUUGUAAGAGGAGAGACGAAAUCAGAGAGAAGGGUUGUGGAAGUGAUCAACAAGUUGAUGUGGUUGGCUUCUGUCUGCACUAGUAUUUCAUUUAUUUCUUCAUCGUAUAUAGUAGUUGGUCGACAGAACAUGUGGGCCGCAAUUCUUAUAACAGUUAUAGGAGGAGUAAUAAUGGCAGGAGUUCUUGGCACCAUGACUUAUUUUGUUGUCAAAAACAAAAGGAUCCAAAAAUUAAAAAAGAAAGGGAAGAUUUCAAGGAAUGAAGCACGAUCACGGCGCUUAUCAGACUCUGAAACAGACGUGAACUCAAUCUAUGCCAUUUAAUGUUCAUACUACUUGGAACUGGCCUAUGAAGCCAGUACUUCUAACUUGUAAUUCAAGGAAAUGAGUGAAGCAGAAAAUGGGGCAGUUUUGUGUUGUAAGAAGCUUUAUUCUGUAAAUGUGUCUGGUAAGCAAGCAAAUCAAACUGAAACGAAACACAUAAUAAUGCAGCCUUGGCUGUUUGUUUAUUUUCUUUAAUCAUGCUGUAAAGCUGUUGCAUACCUUAUUAACUGUUGGAGAACCAGACGGUUAGACAUAGAUUUUGUACUGUAAAGUGCAUAAAUUUUGGCUUGUGUCAUCUGAUUGUUGUGAUAUUUUUCCAUGCAAAUUUGGGAAAGGGAAGCUCAAUAGCUUCCAAUUAAUCAGGCCAAACGUGUUCAUUGAAAAAGAAGGAUAAUGCAGAAGCUACUCUCUUAUUUUCAUUCUUCCCUCCAUUUCCAUUUCUUUUUUUUACUUAAAAUUUAGCAGAAUCCCAGAUAUUUCAACCAAUGUUAUAACACCAACCUCAUGAGCUUCUCAUUGGCAGCAUAAGCAUGCAUGUCAGCUACCUUAAUUAACAAAUUUUAUUGGCAAUAGUAUCAAUUAGGGUAUAUUUGGGUCUAAAAGGUACUUUAGUCAUUCUAUUCAUUAGAGAUCGUUAGUAGAUACCUAACAUAUAUAACUGACACAUGACUAUGUCACUAUUUUACCUCAUAAACUUUUUAUUUUUUACUUAUAAAUUAAGAUAUUUAGAUAUUAUCAUUUCAUUCAAUUUUAUUCAUACAUUCUUACUUUUCUCUUUUUCUGAUUUCUCUUAUGCCACACCUAACUUGAGUGUUAAAAUGUAAAGAUAGGGAAUACUUCUUAUUUUUAUUCUUAACCGUUCUCUUUUUCCUUUUGUAAUUUCUGUGUUUGAGGAUCACCUUGGACCUCGGCACCAGCAGUAUCAAUGAUUUGAGGUUGCCUUUGUGGCUGAUGAAGAGGAUGGAAUAAUGAGUCAGAUACAACUACCCAGUCCCUCACUACGCGUACUCCUUCCCACCAAUGGGCGCCGGACAAUGAAUAGUUAGAGGAACUGAGGAAGGUGGAAAUGGUGCCCCCAAAGUCAAAAAUAUUCGCAUGAAGAGACAAGAUGCAGAUGCAUGGCAAUAGGGGUUAGUUAAACAAUCCACAUCCUAAAAGUGAAAGAGAGAUAGCCUCCACUAAUAGUCAUAACAGCUACAACUAA